GUCGUGGCAGUAUCUACCCGAUUGUGUUACUUUGCACCAACAAUCGAAUAGAGGAAGACGAAUAAGCAGGAAGUAGGAAGCAGAAGGCAGUAUCUGUGCAUCAUAUUAUAUAUAUUAUUAUAUAUAUCAGCUGUAACAAACCAAAGUGGUCAAAGUGACGAUGGCCACUUUCUUUGGAGAGGUUCUGUCGGUGAGCUCGCGGGCUGUGGAUGAAGAUGAGGAAGAUGAAAACGACGAAGAUGAAGAGAUCCUCAAAGAGCUAGACGAAACGAGGGAGGUGCAUUUGGAGUGGUAUCAGUCAAACAGUAAUUUGAUGACGGAUACAAACUUAAUCAUAGCAGUUGGCAGGAAUGCUGCAAGUUUUCUGUCUGUGUAUGUGCUCACCUCGGCAACCUGGGAGGCAGUGGGGCAUGCUUCAGUUUCCAAUGCGGGGAGUCAAACUAUCUGUGGACAAACGAGCACCGAUCCAGCAUGCGUCUUCUACAGAAAGAAAGACAACCGUGCAGUGAUCCUAUGUCAGAUCAGCGGCUACAUAGAAGAAGACCAGCAGUUUCAGUGGACUGAAAAGGUGUUGGGCGGUUUCAAGCAGAAGGGACUGAGCGUGACCGUGCUGUCGGACAGCCCUGUGGCCGAGUACAAAAACAUGGACCAUGCUAGUAGCAGCUCCUCCCCCUUCCUGCUUUGUCUCCAGACCAAGUCCUCUACAACAAACCCUCAAUGUCCUCUUCUUGAGCAGCCGAAUAUAUUCACUGGAAUCCAAGCGGCAGUGCUCAGCCAUUGCCAGGUAAACCAAAUACCUGCGGUUGCCUACCAGUGCUACAGCGAUGCCAUCAGCCCUGACUCAAUCACCAUGGAUACCUACAAACUUGCCUUCACUAGUGUUGGGGAUAUCAAGGUUGGCCCGCUGCCCAGUGCUGACAUAAUCAACAAGUUUAUCAAAACAAAUCAUAUCCAGAGUAAUCUUUACAUCUGACUUGUUUUUUGUUUUAAUGAAAUGGACAUGAAAGCAACUGUUGUAACUGACAAAACACAAUUACUUAAAGUAAAAACUAUUCUUGUUAUUUUUACUGAACAGUUUUCUUUAGUUCCAUAUUCUUUUAUUUUUAUUUUUUACGUCAUGGCCUCAAUUUAUAAAUAAACAUUACAAAUAAACUCGUUUUUAAUCCUUCAUUGA
Molecule: messenger RNA, 1174 nt
Organism: Gadus chalcogrammus (walleye pollock)
Lineage: Eukaryota; Metazoa; Chordata; Actinopteri; Gadiformes; Gadidae
Gene: psmg1
Product: proteasome (prosome, macropain) assembly chaperone 1
Exons: 7
Coding region: 161-973 (270 amino acids)
Biological process (GO): proteasome core complex assembly
Cellular component (GO): endoplasmic reticulum
Molecular function (GO): proteasome binding
Source: RefSeq, a predicted model, not a curated record